CUAGUGUGACUCACAACUUGUGGGUGAAGCAACUAGGGAGGAGAUACGCAGGUAUUGUCUGCUGUUUUUCCCGAGUCUGAAAAAUAGCCCGUACGGGUAAUCGCGAUUGGCCUGCACGUAGCCACACUUCCAUCACUUCCCAUCUACAUUAGAAUAUCGUCCUCCUGACGAGCACCACCUGCGCCAUGGCUACCGCCUCGGCAGCUAAAGCUUACCGAUCUGUCGCACUGCUCCCGGCACUCCUCCUCGCCUUAGCACUCUCCCCACUACCCUCUGCGCACGCGUCCAUCGGACAGACUCCAUGGGUCGGAGGCGUGUCGCAGCACCUCGGUAACACUUCUAGCGCAGCGGACGUGGCUGCCAUCGCGGUGCCAAUGCGACACGUGUCGGUCGUUGAGGAUGAGGACGAGCCGGAAAUUGCGCGGCGAGAGAUGCUGGAGCCGACCGCGGCGACGGCGGCGGUGCAGUGCCUGAAGCCCACCGUGAAGGGGUUCGCGUCGUCCAUGCUCAUGGAACCAGGCCUCUUUCUCAAUUGGAAGAUAACGAAGACGGGCGCAGUCGCCGUGGCUAUCCACGCCAAGGCGACGACGACCGCUGCGAGAGGCUGGAUCGCCGUGGGAUGGUCGGCGACGGGCCUCAUGUCGCCGGCCGAGGCGAUCGCGGGCAACCUGCCGCACGGCGGGUUACAGGGUUACAAGCUGAACACGUACACUUCGGUGGUUCCGACGAACAGCAUCGCGUUCAAGGGAAGGACGGUGUCCACCACUGCUGCGGGCACGGUGAUCAGUUUCAUUCGUCGGCCCGGCGACGGAGGCAAGGUGCCGGUGACGCUGCGCCAGCCAAACCGCCUCGUGUGGGCCUACUCUAACGACGGCACCAAGGCCGUUGGUUACCACGGCAGUAACGUUGGCGCGCUGACAGUCAUCUUCGCUUGUAACGGGGCGACGGGCAAAGUGCCAGGCAACCCCAACUCUCCGCCCCCGCCGCCGUACAAGCCUCCGCCGAUCGUUCGCUCCAACAAGUGUCCGGUGUCGUCUCUCCCCGGCUUCAUCUACAUGACUGAUCUGGCGCCAGGCGUCGUGCUGCACUGGCGCCUGUAUCUGCGCAACGUGGUGGAGGUGGCGAUCGAGGCGAAGGCGGGCAGCGGGGCGGAGAGCGGGUGGCUCUCGCUCGGGUGGUCCGCCAAUGGGCGAAUGGGCGGGUCGGAGGCUAUUAUCGGAAAUAAAGGGGCGGGUGUACUGGGCGCUUAUGACAUCAUGGGCUACAGUAUGACCUCAAUACAGCCUAAGAUUUUGGCGCUGGGGGAUGCUGCUGCGGUGUACAAGAAUGGGCAAGGAUCUACAAUAAUGAGGUUCAGGAGAGCAAGGGGGAAGUUCAACCGGGUUGCGGUGAAUCCGUGGGGGAUCAACACGCUGGUGUGGGCCUACUCCAAGGACAACACCAAGACUUUCACCUACCAUGGUGGUAACUGUGGCUGGCUCACAGUGGACUUCUCCUGCAAGGUGCCGCCAUACAAUCGCGGGCGGGGCGAGAAUGAGGGCAACGAGGGGGAGGAGUAUAACUAGCAGUUCAAGGCAUGAUGACUUAGAGUCAUGUGCCCCUCUGGUAAAAUGAGCUUAGUAAUUUCUUCAGAUAUUUUAAUGGGUCUCUGUAGUUUACGUAUUGUAGGAUUAUGUAUCCAUAUCAUUUAACUGUAUCUGUUCAUCCAGCAAUGUGUUGUAGCCGCUUUAAGGGGGUUUUGGAUAGUAAAGAUUAUGCAGCUGG
Messenger RNA from Closterium sp. NIES-67, 1764 nucleotides. The record is from the annotation of a GenBank genome assembly. NCBI's taxonomy places the organism in Eukaryota, Viridiplantae, Streptophyta, Zygnematophyceae, Desmidiales, Closteriaceae.